AGAGUGCCGGUGUAAAUCGUUCAAUAUUUCGACAACUUGAUAUCCAAAAUGGCGACAGGAGGUUUUUCUGCAGACACCUCGGACGAAGUAUUCGAUUAUGUUUGUUCGAUGUGUAAGGAGCAAAAUAAAACUGUAAAUGCCGCGAAAUAUUGCGUGGACUGUCAUGAUUACUACUGCUCAGAUUGUGUUAAUAUUCACAAAUCUGUUCCCGCACUAAAAGGACAUAAAAUAGUGGAUAAAGAAGUCGGUCAGGAAGGAAAACUGCCGAUGGUACCUACGGAGCGGUGUGAGAGACAUAGCUACAAGCCUGUUGAUAUGUAUUGUCAGAGUCAUCACAUUGUCGAAUGUUACACAUGUAUGGCUGUCGAUCACAGGACCUGUCAAGAUGUAUUCUACGUACCGGAAUUUGUGAAAACAAGAAAAAAUGUUGUGCCAGAAUUUCUACAGCGUAUUACAAAUGUUGAAACAAAAUUACAGGAUUUUCUCAAAUCCUUCAACAGAGAAUGUACUGAUCUACAGGACAAUAAAUUGAAAGAAAUAGAUACAGCAAAAAGGUUUACAAAGAGUCUUGAAGAGAGGAUAAAGGAAGCAGAAAAAGAUGCGAUUGAUAUGAUAGAAAAAAGAUACACGAAAUUAAAUGAAGAGUUACAGAAGAACACCGACAAUGUACAAAAAGAAGUGAAAAAUGUCGGAUCAACGAGAGCAGACAUCGAUUCUAUCAUCCAAAACGAGUCGCAAGCUUUUGUUUCUAUGAUAUUCGGAGGAAAGAGCGUUUCGUCUGCUGAAAAACUAUGUAGAAACGCCGAGAUGAUCAAACUUGGCAGACGAGUUAAGUUCUUACUUAAUCCACAAUGUGAAUCGCUCAUGGCAAAAAAACUUUGCCUAGGAAAAGUGAAAUGUUUGUCAUAUAGUUUUGUGCGUAAUGGUGAAUUCAACAUCAAACUAAGCUCAGAUUCCUCGUCUUGUGCGAUAUAUGGUUCAUGUAUUCUUGCUGAUGGAUCUGUCAUUUUCUCUGAUCGAGACAACUGCACCUUAAAACUUAUUGAUGGUACUGCAUUGAAUGUUAUACACCAUUACAAACUGAGUUCGAAGUCAUGGGAAGUAUGUUGCAUGGAUAACAACGAAGCAGCUGUUUGUCUUCCAGAUGAGAAAAAAGUCCUUGUUGUGAAAGUUAAUCAUGAACUUUCUCCAGAGAGAUUUAUACGAGUAGAGUUCAGCUGCCAGGGAAUAUCAUUCCAUGACGAGAAAUUUUACAUAGCCGAUGGCACCUGUCUUUACAUAUGCACUACAAAUGGCGCUAUAUUAAAAACAAUUAGCCGAGACUCGUCAGGGAAAUCAAUGUUUAAAAGUAUCUUCAACGUUUCUGUGUGUAGGUAUAACAGACGUAUUUUUGUGAAUGAUAUAAGAUUGGGUGUCAUCAGUCUUGAUAUUGAUGGAAAUAUUCAGCAUGUAGUUUCAAAUGAUAUAAAGUAUGCUCAUGGAUUAACAGAAGCAGAUAACGGGAAAGUAUUAGCAUGUGGAUAUUCUUCAAAGAACGUCAUCCUUCUGGAUGAAAACGGGGCAUUUGAAAAAGUUAUCAUCAAAGACGGUUUAUCAGGACCAAUGGCUCUGUGUUUCAACUGCAGCACUGGGCGUUUGUAUGUUCCGAAUUUCCAAAAGGACGUCGUGCAGAUUUUUGAGUUGGAAGAUGUAGAUUAAAGGAUGAGGGUUUACAUCUGGUUUUCUGGACUCUGUACAAGUAUAGCUACUUGUUCCUUUCCAGCACAAAUGUUUACGCUUCCAUGGAUAAAUAUAACAAACCCAUUUUUAUAGUUGAUAGCACAAACUGAGAUAAAGGUUAGUUACAGACAACAAAAAUUUUGUGCUAAGAGAAAUGUUUGCAUGUGGAUAUUCUUCGAAUACCACCAUCCUUCCGAAUGGACAUGGUGCAUUAUAAUAAAGAUGUGUGUAAGUCUUUGGAAAAUGGAAAUGUGUUGCGAUAUAUAGUUCGAGGUUAUGACAAAAAGCCUGUAAGAUCCUUUGAAAGUAUAUAACACAACCAAUUAAAAUAAAUGUAGACUCAAUUUGAUUGAAUCUGUUCAUGAGGGUAUGCACCCCUAUUGUGUGAAGUGACUGUCUAACUGUAUAUUACAUACAACGUUGCAGAAAGAGUAUUGGAAAAUUCCAGCAUGGAUCCUCAAGCGAGAUCUGACUGCCCAGUAUGGUGGCCACACCCAGUGACCGUAAACUCGGCAUUUUAUCACAUGAUUGUGUAUCAAUAAAGACAUCAGUAACUGAAUGCCACAGAACCACACCUUAGGGAUUAGUAAAUGAAUAACAAAGAACCAAACCGCUUUAUGAAAAAAAUUGUCUCAGCAGUAAUCCGAUAUGCAAGUUCUUUGUGGUAGAUCUAGUCUUGCAUAAAUGCACCUCCUACAACCUACUUUUUCUCUUGCCGCAGAAAGCUACCACUGACGUUAUUUUUGCCCAGUGGUCUAGUGGCAACAUAAUUGAUACAUUCCAGCAGUCAGGGUGUCGAAUCCCAGACCAGGCACUGAAAAUAUCUGAGAUGCUUUUAAAGUUAGGUCUGUAAUUGUUCUUCCAAAGAGUGAUGUCUUUGUGUGUUGGUGCUAUACAUUGGGCAAGUCAUUAAACCAGACUGUCCAUUCAGAUAGAGCUAUGCUAAGCUAGUCGGACAUGUCUGUAUCUCAUUAUUCUGGGACUCUGAACAGGUUAUUCAAUAUCUGUAUAGGUAGAUGAAUUUCAUGGAAAUCUUUUAAAUUAGCAACAUCCUGCGGCUUAGUAUCAGCAUUAAUGGUCAGGUGAAAUUUUAUAUCUAAGACUGAGAAGUAAAACAAUAAUAGAACUUAAUAUUUGUAAUCAAAACUUUUGUUCUCAUUUCAAAAAGUGCCGCCAUAUGCUUAACUCCUCUUAUUUUUGUAUAUUAUAGGGACACUGUAUAUAUCAUAUUAUUUGUAUUAGCAUUAUUAUUAUACCAGAUUUAUAUAACACUCUUUUCAUGAUAAACGCACUCAAAACUGCUUUACAUAAUAUAUAUCGCAGCCAUUCGGAUCAAGGAAAUUCAAAUCUCUAUGUUUUUUAAAUUGCUUUUAAAUAAAUUGGCACACCUGUU
Mercenaria mercenaria is the source of this 3112-nucleotide messenger RNA. RefSeq names its product E3 ubiquitin-protein ligase TRIM71-like. Gene Ontology annotation, molecular function: ubiquitin-protein transferase activity; zinc ion binding. Gene Ontology annotation, cellular component: chromatin; nucleoplasm. NCBI's taxonomy places the organism in Eukaryota, Metazoa, Mollusca, Bivalvia, Venerida, Veneridae. The record is from RefSeq and is a predicted model, not a curated record. Gene Ontology annotation, biological process: positive regulation of DNA-templated transcription. The transcript has 2 exons. Bases 49 to 1698 code for a protein of 549 amino acids.